UGUGGGGUGGAAAUGCUCCUUCUGCAAACAGGACAGAAUCGUGGGGCUCCAUCCCUGUGCUGAGCAGCUGGAAAAGGCUGGAAGGGUGAGAUGCCAACAGCAGCAUCUGAGGGCUCUUUGGGUAGGCACCCCCUUCCUUUGGGGGUCCCAGUUGUUCUGGAGGUGCUGAACCCAGAGGCAUUGCAAGAGAGCAGCCCAUCUCUCCCUGUGAACCUGGAGCUAUGUGAAGCAGCUGGAGAAUUCUGCCUCGUUGCUGGCUGUGUAUGGGUGAGAUGAACCCUGGCCUGUCUACAUCAGCCAUCAGCUCCAGGGUAGCUGGAUGUGCAGAACACAAAUUUGCUUUACACUCAAGGGGUUUUCUUUUCUUGCUGGUGGAAGCUGAGCCAGCUCUCAGUGCAGGGAGGAAUCUUGCCUCAUAUGUCUCUGUCUGAUCUGAUCUCCCCCUUUCCCUCCUUCAAGAAGAGAAUUUCCUGUUAGCAGCUGGGGUCUCCAGCCAACUUGUAUUGUUACUGCAGAGAAGGAAGUACAUAUUUUUAACAGGCUGUGCCCAGCCUGUGUGGCCAGUGCUACCUCGCUGUGCUGAUGAGGGGGAGAGCUGAAGGGUGACACAUUCAGGCCAGGCAUUGAAACCUCAUGGUUUCUGGAGGACUGAUGACCUGAUAAUAAAGAGAUCCAUCCCUUCAAGGCUAUUUGAAAAUAGAGAAAGGUCGUAAAAAUGCUUUUUGUCUCUGCUUCUUCUGCAUAGAAACCCAGAAAUUUAAGCAGAGGCCUGUUCUGUCUCCUUCUGAAUGUGGACAGGCAUGUUAUAUUGCCCCGUGUAGGGUGCAGCCCACCAGAACCAUCUUUAUUUUAGCACCAGCAGGAAAAAGCAGCCCAAGCCCCGGUGCGUGGGGAGAGCUGCAGCCCUCACAGCCCUGCGUGGUGAGCCUGGCUGGAGCUGCUGGCAGAGCAGGGUUUGUGUCCAUGGCCACCGUGGCUGCCCAGCCUGGUGCUGAGGCCCCUUCUCGCCUCCUGCUGCCACACGGGGUCUGCCUGCUCUGCAGAGAGGUAGAAAUCACUGCCUCGUCCCCCCUCUUUUCAUGUCACUGUCCCCUUAGGUGAGCGGGGAGGAAUGGAGAAGCCUUGAGGAAAUGGGGAUCGGACCUGUCCUGUUACAGCCUCUGCCAAGGGAGCCCAGGAGAGCCCGUUCUUCACGUCCCUUGGCUGCACAUGUGGCAGAGGCCAAGGGGGGGGCAGAACAAAGGCAGGUCUGAGCGCGGGGACACGGCGCCAGGUGUGUCCUGUCCCUUCCCUGGCCCUUCCCUUCUCGAGUUCUGCAGGUUGACGGGAGGGUGGGAAGGCAGCCAGGCACACCCAGCUCUCCGAGGCAGUAAAAUGAUCCCUCUUUUGCCCUUGGGCCAAGCCCAGCUUUUCUAACGGAUAAAAGGAGAAGCAGUCAGGAGAACUCCUCACUUCCCUGAUCUCCAGCACAGCUUCCCUGAGCCUGUGAAGGGUGGGGGAUCCUGCAAACACCCUCGGAGCAGCCAUGUCCCGGUCUGUGAGUUUCAGCUCUCGCUCUGUGGCCGUCCCAGGGAUCAGCCAAGUGCGGGUCAGCUCUGUCUCCUCGACCCGUGGAGGGAAUGCCAGCUUAGGCAGAGCAGGUGGCUUUGGCAGCUCCAGUCUCUACAACCUUGGCUCCUCCAACAAGCGGAUCUCCCUGGGCGGCGGCAGCUCCUACAGCGUUCGCUCUGGAUAUGGCUACGGAGCCUCCAUGGGAUUCGGGGGGCCCCUCAGCCCCGGGGGCAUUCAGGAGGUCACCAUCAACCAGAGCCUCCUGACACCCCUGAAUCUGGAGAUUGACCCCAAUAUUCAGCGGGUGCGCAAGGAGGAGAAGGAGCAAAUCAAGACCCUCAACAACAAGUUCGCCUCCUUCAUUGACAAGGUCCGUUUCCUGGAGCAGCAAAACAAAAUGCUGGAAACCAAAUGGAGCCUCCUCCAGGACCAGAAGACUGCCCGGAGUAACAUUGCUCCCAUGUUUGAGACCUACAUCAACAACCUGCGGCGUCAGCUGGAUGGGUUGUUGAAUGACAAAGGCCGUCUGGAGGGUGAACUGAAGAACAUGCAGGAUCUUGUUGAGGAUUUCAAAGCCAAAUACGAAGAUGAAAUCAACAAGCGCACGACGGCAGAAAACGAGUUUGUGGUGCUCAAGAAGGAUGUGGAUGCUGCCUACAUGAACAAAGUGGAGCUGGAGGCCAAGGUGGAUGCUCUGACAGAUGAGAUUAACUUCCUGAGGUCUCUCUACGAAGCGGAACUUCAGGAGCUGCAGGCCCAGAUCUCUGACACAUCUGUGGUGCUGUCUAUGGACAACAGUCGAAACCUGGACCUGGACAGCAUCAUUGCAGAGGUCAAAGCCCAGUAUGAGGAGAUCGCCAACAGGAGCCGGGCUGAGGCUGAGUCCUGGUACCAGAGCAAGUACGAGGCCCUGCAGGUCACUGCUGGGAAGCACGGCGACGACCUGCGCAACACGAAGAACGAGAUCUCGGAGAUCAACCGCAUGAUCCAGAGGCUGCAGGGGGAGAUUGAGAGUGCAAAGGCCCAGCGUGCCAAGAUGGAAGCAGCAAUUGCUGAGGCCGAGGAACGUGGCGAGUUGGCUGUCAAGGAUGCCAAGGCAAAGCUGGAGGAGCUGGAGACAGCCCUGCAGAAAGCCAAGCAGGACAUGGCCCGGCAGCUCCGGGAGUACCAGGAGCUGAUGAACGUCAAACUGGCCCUGGACAUCGAGAUUGCCACCUACAGGAAGCUGCUGGAGGGCGAGGAGAGCAGGUUGGCUGGUGAUGGAGUUGGCAACGUCAACAUCUCCGUGAUCAGCUCCAGCGGGGGAGGCAGCUACGGCAGUUCCAGUGGAUUUCUGGGAGGAGGAAUGGGAGGAGGCCUCAGCCUGGGGUCAGGCAUGGGCAGCGGGGCGCUCGGCUUCUCCUCCGGGGGCAGCACCAAGUCCUACAGCAUCACCACAACCUCAUCCAGCAGGAGAAGCGUCAGGAAGUAAAGACAGAGAUGGAGACGAGUGGUCCCCGUUACGCGGGAGGAGGGAAACCAUACACAGGAAAGUUUUGUUGCCUUUUAUGGGAUGAAUUGGCUGCAAAAUUUCUGCAGUGAUGAAUGAAUUGGAAUGAGACACACCAGAGUACCUGACCCUGCCACAUCACACCUGAGGCUUGAUCCUGCACUUUUGAACUUAGUGGGAACCAUUCCACUGAGAGCAGGUUCAAGCCUGUAGGGUGAAAUUUAUCCAGUGAAGCAGGUGGGAUAACACUUUUGUUACUUGUGUGCUUGGUACCCCCUGCUCAGGGCUGGAUUUCACCCUUUGAAGGACAAAGCCAUCAUCUGAGUGGCAAGUUCUUCCACACUUCUGCUGGGGUUUUGAAAAAGAGACCAUAAGAUUAUCUCCCUCUUAAUAUGAUUUGGAAGACUUUACUCCCUUGAGCUCCUCAGAAACUGCCAGUCCUUGUUAAGAUUUCAGCCUGGGGUUUUUUUAAAGUAUAUCAAGAAGAAAACAUUGCAACCAUUCGGGGUUUCUCCUAACUUCCUUUGGAAAUGGGCUCAGAAAUGGAAUUCUGAGUUCAUUAAUUCAGUUCAGCAGUUCUCUGAAUGAAGCUGAUUUCUUACCAAAGGCAGUGCAGGCAGAUUUACUUUCAGAUUCUUUAUAGUGAAAUAACUCCUAAACAAGCUCCCCUGCCCAUUCCCUCUCCUUAAGAGGCCCAGAGGGGUAUGAAGUUGCAGAACAUUCUAAGUAACACACCACAGUGGGAGAUAACAUUCCCCAUCCUUGGGUGUCUCUGUUUUCCACCCCUGUUUCAAAGCGUAUCUGGUGAUAUCUGGUGUCUUCACUGCAGCCUGUUUUGUUGAUGCAUCAUUACAAUAACUCCUUGUUCCUGCCAAAAUGUGUCUUCAACUUAAACAUGCCAGGGAAAAUAGUCAUGUCAUUCCUGCAGUAGGAAGCAUUGUUAGGUAAAUAACUGAAAUAAACUGCCCAGAACUGGUGCUCA
Messenger RNA from Apus apus (common swift), 4022 nucleotides. RefSeq names its product keratin, type II cytoskeletal cochleal. Gene Ontology annotation, cellular component: keratin filament. Gene Ontology annotation, biological process: intermediate filament organization; keratinization. Bases 1526 to 3022 code for a protein of 498 amino acids. Lineage: Eukaryota; Metazoa; Chordata; Aves; Apodiformes; Apodidae. The transcript has 10 exons. Gene Ontology annotation, molecular function: structural constituent of skin epidermis. The record is from RefSeq and is a predicted model, not a curated record.